Oryctolagus cuniculus (rabbit) is the source of this 2355-nucleotide messenger RNA. The record is from RefSeq and is a predicted model, not a curated record. NCBI's taxonomy places the organism in Eukaryota, Metazoa, Chordata, Mammalia, Lagomorpha, Leporidae.
UUGGUUUUGAGUGCUAUUUUGCAAAAAUGCUAAAUGGUUGAUUAGUUGAAAUGGAGGAAGACACAGUGCAUGACCAUCUUUCCUUUCCUGUAAACAACAGCUUUCAUCAUUCAGUUUCCUCUACCACUUCACCAGGAGGGGCAGAGCAUUUUGAGUCGGAGUAUCCUCACUCAGAGGCAAUUUGCUUCUUGUCGUAGAGCCCCUAGGGGAUUUUGGACCGGCGUGGACGACUUCUCCCUCAUAUUGGGGUCGGUUUCUUCCACCUGCAUCACUGCACGGCAUGGAUCCAGAGAUGAGCGAUCAGGAGGUGACUUAUUCAGCUUUGAGAUUUCCUCAGUCUUCUUCAGAAUCGCAGAAUAGACUAAGACCUGAUGGCACUCGAAGGAGUGGAAAAACUGAUGAUAAAGAGUUCUCAGUGCCCAGGCAUCUCCUUGCAGUGACUCUUGGAAUCCUCUGUUUACUUCUCUCAGUGGCGGUCGCAGUGUUGGUGACAAAGAUUUUACAGCUUAUUCAAGAAAAGCAUCAACAGCAGGAAAUUCUAGGAAACCUCACUCAAAUGUACCACGUCGUGCAAAAUGAUGACUACUUAAAGAAGCAACUCUUGGCAAAUCAGUCUUUAGAAUAUGACACUCUCAAAAAUAAAACCCUUCUAAUGGAAAAUGCACUGAAGUUACCCUUUUUAAAACAGAAUGGACGCUGUGCAAAAAAGGAUACCUUCCCGAAAUCUGUGCACAAUCCAGGUAAAGUCCAUGAAGUCUACUGGUCCUGUUAUGGAGUAAACUGCUAUUAUUUUGUUCUGCAAGAUAACACCUGGGAACAAUGUAAACAAACUUGCCAAAGUUACGGUUCCUCCCUUUUGAAGAUUGACAAUGAACAUGAACUGGCAUUUGUUCAAUUUCAGAUUCCUGAAAAUAUGUAUUGGAUUGGAUUGUCAUAUAGUGAUGUGGAAUGCAAAUGGAAAUGGCUUGAUGAUGCCACAUCACCUGGAAUGAAUUUGAAAAUGAUGAGUUCACCUCCUAGGAAAGAAAAAUGUGUAUUUUUGGCCACAACAAGAUUAGCAUAUGGCGAUUGCUCUAGAACCUACAGUUGUAUCUGUAAAAAGAGAAUUAAUUGUAAUUUCCCUUCUUCAAUGUGCACUUAGAAGAACAGGGCUCAGUGCAGUGUGGACACAGGAGCUGGAAGAGGAAGCACAUCUUCUCCUGAGCCCUGAUCAGGAUGCCAGGCGCCAUCUUCUUCCUGUGGGGAGUGGGAGAUUCAUCUUUGGAGCAGCUGUUCCUCUAUUGUGGUUCUCAGGCAUCACUCUUCCCGCUUCCCUGAACAACCCGGGACCUGUUAGAGCAUCCUAAUGCGUGGCCUCGAUCUUUCCUUAUCAAUAGGAUAAAACAUGUCAAUGUUAUCAGACCGUGGAAGUACAAUUAAGAACUAGGAUAUAGUUAUAUUUUUACUAUGUAGAAGCAUACCUCGUCUUUAAAACUAUUUUGUUAUAGAAUUUAAAUUCAAAUUUACUGAAUAGUUGAAAGAAUACUACAAGACAGACCCAUGCAACUUUUACCCACAGUUAUCAGUUAUUUGUAUUUUGCUGUGUUUUCCUGUUUCUCUUUCACAUUUUUCUCAUUGUCGAUCCAUCUGAAAAUAAAUUGAAGAUAUGCCCUGGUUUCUGAAUAUUUUUGAAGAAAAGGACUUUGUCUAAUAUAACCAUGCUGCAAUUAUGAAAAUCAGGAAAUUUAGCAAUGAUACAGCAUAAUGAUUUAAUCUAUAAACCACAUUCCAAUUUGUCCAUUGUCCUAAUAUUGUCAUUUAUGGGUAUUUUUCUCCAUGUUCACAAUAAUACAAUGCAUUUAAUCAUCAUAUCGAUGACAUGUCCUUUAAUCUGGAAUAAGUGUUUAAAUUUUCUUUGUCUUUUGACCUUGAAAUGAAAAAAACUCAACCUUAUUGAGUUAGACUAUCCAUACAAUAGAAUGUCCCCAUUUUAAGUCAUGAGGGAUAUAGGUUUUAAUCUGGUUACCUCUCACACGCUAGCAAAUCAAAAUCUAGAACAUCUGCAUCAGCUCCAGAACUUCCAUUCUGCCUCACUCCAGCCACCUGGCCCCUGUCCACCAGCGAUGCUCUUCUGUUACUAUCAGUUUGUUUAGCUUAUUCUAGAACUACAUGCAUCCUGUGCAUUUUUUUUUUCCUGCCUGCUUUUGGAUCAGCAUGUGCUUAAAAUUAAUCAGUGGUUUUUCAUGGAUCAGCAGUUCCCUCUCUUUGUUAUUUAGUAUUCUAUUGUUCAGCUAGAGCACAUCUGUUCACUCAGUUAUGGACAGUUGAUACGUUUCUCAUUUUUGGCUACUGUGAAUAAAGCUGCCAUGAAAUUUA